UUCAGUUGUCAGUUACUCAACAACUCCAAAAGAUCCCGAAAUCCAAGUAGUAUCCCCUCGAUCUCCAGAUCCUCAAUUCAUUUCCAUGCCUCAAAUCCCCUCAUCCCGGGAUCUCAUCAAAUCUGCAGAUUCCCCAUUCUUGCUACCCUCAGACUCCGACGACCCGACGACACCAUUGAUGGAUCCCGCCGACGCGCCGCAGAAGAGCUACUGGCGAUGGAGCAAACAGGACUUUUUCCCCGAACCCUCUUUCCAGAACUGCUCCGCUUACAGAGCAGCGCUCUCCCAGACCGGCCGCCGUUUCAAGGAGCGGCUCCUCUCGCGUUCCUCCGACGACAACGAGCUCGUCAAUCUCCGCCGGGAGAGCCAGAACCCUAUGUCCAAGUGCCUCACCUGGUGGGACCUCAUGUGGAUGAGCUUCGGCUCCGUCGUCGGCUCCGGAAUCUUCGUCAUUACCGGCCAGGAAGCUCGUAAUCACGCCGGCCCUUCAAUCGUCCUCUCCUACGCCGUCUCUGGGUUCUCUGCCUUACUCUCCGUGCUCUGCUACACGGAAUUCGCCGUCGAGAUUCCCGUCGCAGGUGGGUCUUUCUCCUUUCUCCGAAUUGAAUUGGGUGACUUCGUUGCUUUCCUCGCCGCUGGGAAUAUUCUUCUGGAAGGGAUUGUUGGUGCUGCUGGGUUAGGAAGGUCUUGGUCAUCUUAUUUCGCCAGCAUGUUCAAUUCCAAUAAUCCUGAUUUCUUGCGGAUUAGAAUUGAGGGGUUUGCUGAGGGUUUCAAUCUAUUAGAUCCUUUGGCUUUUGUUGUCCUGUGGGUGGCAAAUACAAUUGCAAUGACUGGCACAAAGAGGACAUCUUUACUCAACUGGAUUAGCUCCAUUGUCAGUGCUCUUAUGAUCGUUUUCAUUAUAAUUGUCGGGUUCAUCCAUGGCAAGACUUCGAAUUUGACCCCAUUUUUCCCCUAUGGAGCUGAGGGAGUGUUCAAUGCUGCAGCAGUAGUGUACUGGUCUUACACAGGGUUUGAUAUGGUAGCUACCAUGGCAGAGGAGACCAAGAAACCUUCGAGGGAUAUCCCAAUAGGAUUAGUUGGAUCAAUGUCCAUGAUCACAGUGGUGUAUUGCUUGAUGGCUCUAGUACUCACCAUGAUGGUGAACUAUACUAGAAUCGAUCCAGAUGCUGCUUACUCAGUCGCAUUUGCCCAAAUCGGGAUGAACUGGGGGAAGUACUUGGUGAGCAUAUGUGCAUUGAAAGGGAUGACCACUAGCUUGCUUGUUGGAUCACUAGGACAGGGGAGGUACACCACUCAGAUAGCUAGAUCACACAUGAUCCCUCCGUGGUUUGCUCUGGUUCAUCCAAAGACCGGAACCCCAAUCUACGCCACUCUUCUAAUCACCACUCUGAGCUCCAUCGUCGCUCUCUUCUCCAGCUUGGAUGUGUUAUCAUCUGUCUUCUCGUUCAGCACUCUCCUCAUCUUCAUGCUCAUGGCUGUUGCUCUGCUGGUGCGGCGAUACUACGUGAGUGGAGUUAGUACGAGGAGUAGUUUGGUCAAGUUUGUCACGUGCUUGUGCACCAUUAUUGGUUCUGCCAUCGGAGUGACUGUGUUUUGGAGCACUAGUAAGGGGGGAUAUGUUGGUUAUGUGGUGGGAGUGGUGGUUUGGUUCUUGGGGACUUUGGGGUUGGCUCUGCUGCCAAAGCAAAGAGCGGCGAAGGUGUGGGGAGUUCCAGUGGUGCCAUGGUUGCCCGCUCUGUCAAUAGGGAUGAAUGUGUUUCUGAUUGGGUCUUUAGGGUAUGUGGCGUUCCUAAGGUUCUUCAUCUGCAGCGGCGUGAUGGUGUUGUACUACUUGUUUGUUGGUGUUCAUGCGACUCAUGAUAUGGCUAAUCAGAAACUAGGGGAAACGAAUGUUGCUUUGGGUUGAUCCAAAUUGGAUCAGAUGCUUCUGAAAGCUAGUUUUCAUUCUGCGAAUAUGAAAGUGUGGAUAUUUUAGAACAUAUAGGUUCAAUUAGAUAUGUAAGAAUGUAGAGGGGUCUGUUUUGUUGUUGCAUUGUUUAUAUCUUAAGAUAUGUUCGAUUCCUGAUUGAAGAUGAUGAAUUAUAGCACUUCCGUGGAUUAUUCAUAUUAUUCCUGUAGUUAUUUUUCUUAGUGAUUAGUAUCUCAUAUAAGUCCGAUCCCCGGAACUCCGAUAGCCGACAGACUGAAGCGGAAGAGAGAGGCUGAGGAGAUGGGCGAUGCCAUGAAGGCAGUGGAGGAGACUAUGCUUUCCAAGCGGGAUACGGAUAUUCAUAUUCUGGGUGUGCUUGAUGAGCUGAAGACGGCGAGAUUGAGACACACGGCGGCUCGGCCGCUGAUAAGGUAAUGGUUCUCUGAACUCAAAUGCUGCUCUCUGUAAUGGCUGUUGAAUUGUGAGGGGUUUUGUAUUGAGCAACUAUGAACCGCCAUGUUCAAGUGUGACUCUUUUUGGAAAUGGGUUGUUUAGGAUUAGCAAAGAUGCUCGAUUCAGGUUGGGGGAAGUCUGUACUUUACACGGAUUAUAAGAAUGGCGGCAGACUUCAAUCCCUCUGUGAAAAUUAAAUGAUAGCGACGAUGGAAGUGAAUGAUCAAUGCAUCCAAUUCAGAUUAAAAGGACUAAUGGAUCAACUCAAAAGGAUGAAAAAUGAACUUCAGAAGAAAAGCUACGAGUUUAGAAGAUAAUAAGCGACAAAGUAAAAG
This is a messenger RNA of Linum trigynum, 2700 nucleotides long. Lineage: Eukaryota; Viridiplantae; Streptophyta; Magnoliopsida; Malpighiales; Linaceae. The record is from the annotation of a GenBank genome assembly.